This is a messenger RNA of Cuscuta europaea, 2984 nucleotides long. The record is from the annotation of a GenBank genome assembly. Lineage: Eukaryota; Viridiplantae; Streptophyta; Magnoliopsida; Solanales; Convolvulaceae.
GUAGGGGGCUUUUUGAGCAUCUUGCACAUGUUGGCAGUCUUAUCACCGAUCCUUGGAUGGUGAUUCGAGAUUUUAAUUGUGUGGCCUCUCCCACGGAAAGGAGGAACGCUAUGGGCUAAGCUUGACAUGGUCCUUUUAAAUUCGGUUUGGGCUCAAAGGAAUGUUAAUUGCAAGGCUCACUUCUGUGAGAUGGGUGUGGAAUUUGAUCAUACGGCUGCCGUUGUGACCAUGCUCCAAAACUCUCCAAACCAAGCUAAGCCUUUUAAAAUUUUUAAUAUGUGGCUUAAACACCACAAUUUUUCUAUCAUUUUGGCACAGGUUUGGAAUCAACGUAUUGGGGGCAAGGUACAAUUUUCUUUGUGUAGGAAGUUAAAUCUCCUUAAAGGACCACUCAGAGAGCUUAACAAGAAAGAUUUUGGCCACAUUUCUUGAGAGGCGAAGGAAGCUAAGGAGGAGUAUAAAAGACUCCAUAAAUUGUCUUUAACUUCCCCUUUGGAUGAGGAGGUUACUAAUGAUCUUAUGCUUGCUAAGAAGAGUUCCAUUUUCUUGAAAGAAGCCGAAACUAGCUUCUAUCAACAAAAAUCAAAGACCACUCAUAUUUUGGAAGCGGAUAAGAGCACCAAGUAUUUUCACGCCAUCGUCAAAAGGAAUACGGCCCGUAAUUCUAUAUCUUCUAUUACUUUGACGGAUGGUAGUCUCACUACUUCUUUGGAACAAGUGGGCACUGAAUUUGUGAGAUUUUUCACCGCUUUAUUUGGCACUCACGUGGACUCCAUGGAGAUUGAUCCCUCGGUCUUGGCAAGUGGGACCUUGAUGGAUCAAACUGUUCGUGAUAAACUUAUUGAUCCCAUUACGGAUUUAGAUAUUAAAUAUGCUCUUCGGCUUUCUUUAAAGCUAAUUGGCAACUGGCCGGUGACGAUGUCACGAGGGCUGUUAUGGAAUUCUUCUCUUCCGAGAAAUUGCUCAAGCAAGUGAAUCACAUGAUUAUUGCUCUGAUCCUCAAGACUAAUCAUGCGCCUAAAGUCUCAGAUUAUAGGCCCAUCUCUUGCACAAAUGUGGUCUAUAAAAUCAUUACUAAGAUUUUGGCUAACCGUAUUGCACCGUGCCUUCCAGCUUUUGUAGAUCCGGCCCAGGGGGCCUUUGUACAUGGCCGACUUAUGUUCGAUAAAAAUUUUCUUGCUCAAGAUCUGGUGCGUGGCUACACAAGAAAGCGCAUCUCUCCUCGAUCGAUGAUUAAAGUGGAUUUGAGGAAAGCUUAUGAUACCAUAUCCUGGACCUUCUUAGAGAAUAUUCUUAUUGGCCUGGGCUUCCACCCACGGUUUAUUGGCCGGAUUAUGGAGUGCGUUACUAAUGCGUCUUUCUCUAUAUCUCUUAAUGGCUCGCUAUUUGGUUGGUUUAAAAGCAAAAGGGGUAUCCGACAAGGGGAUCUGAUGUCCCCCCUCUUAUUUGUCCUUUGUCUUGAGUACUUUUCCCGAUUGGUGAAGAUGAAAACGAAGGUAUCAAAGUUUAAUUACCACCCCCUUUGUUCCUCUCUUUCUAUUACUCAUUUGGCAUUUGCCGACGAUCUCAUGCUUUUCUCAAGGGGUGAUGUUCAUUCUAUUAAUAUUUUGAUGAAAGCCCUUGAAGAAUUUGGAGAUACUUCUGGUCUCAAAAUUAAUCAUGGAAAAUCCAACAUUUUUAUUGGCGGUGUUGCGGACUAUGAUAUUGCUAAUAUACUUUACUUGGUUGAUUUUGGUCGUGGGACUUUCCCCGUCAAAUACUUGGGUAUACCGCUUGCCUCUCUUUGGGUUUCUGUAGCUCAAUACUCUCCACUGUUGGAUACUAUUACAGAAUUCUUGAACGCUUGGAAUGCAAAGUGUAUAUCUUAUGCCGGAAAGCUCGAACUCAUUCGAUCGGUUGUACAAGGUGUACAAUCUUUUUGGCUUCAGGUUUUCCCAAUUCCCCAAGCUAUCUUGGACAGGAUCGUGUCUAUUUGUAGGAUUUUUCUUUGGGGAGGUAAAUAUGCAAAAGUGUCAUGGGAUGACAUUUGCCUCCCAAAGAAUGAGGGUGGUCUUGGAAUUCAUUGUGCUAAAGUCUGGAAUGAGGCUCUUCUUGCGCGUACUUUUUGGAAUAUUCACAAAAAUGAAGACACUCUUUGGUCCGAUGGGUUAAUAGCGUUUAUCUUAAAGGAAAAAGUGUGUGAGAUUUUUCUCCACACAAUCGGGACUCCCAGCUUAUGAAGAAGCUUUGCUUUAUUCACAAUAGGAUUUGCCAGAAAUUUCACAACACAAACGAGGUUGUUAUGGCCUUGAACAAUAUGUGUAACAACGGCAAUCUCACCUCGGCGAAGGUUUAUGAUUUAUUGCGCACUAAAGGCACGGCCAGACCUUGGAUGCCGUUUAUUUGGAAGGGGUACAUUCCCCCUAAAUUUUCUUUUACCGUCUGGCUUGCUUUCCGGAACCGGUUACCCACACAAGAUAAUCUUUCCUAUCUUAAUAUGGUUAACCGGUGUGACCUUUGUAAGGGUGGUUGUCCUUUUGUGUGCGGGAUCUGGACGAAGAUAAGGGACUGGAUUGGAAUUACAAAACAUAUGACCACCUUGGAGAAAGCAAUCAAGUGGAUUAGGAGAGACCAUGAAGGUGCACUCAUCAAAUCAAAAACUGUUCGCUUGACUUUCUGUGCGACGAUUUAUUGGGUUUGGCAUACUAGGAAUGUUUGUCGCUUCGAUGAUAUCAUGAAGACUGAAGAUGAUGUUGUAGCAAAGAUCAAGCACGUGGUUUACAAGAUUCUCUACAACAUCUAUCCUUAUGAAUUGAUCACUUUUUUAUUUCUUUAGCCACAGCUAGUGUAUGUUUCGUUGAACUUUUGGUGUGUGCAUCUUGCAACAUCCUCUGAUGGCUUGUUUUGCCUUGGUUGUUUUUGGACCGACCCGUUAUUGGGUGUAUGUCUUGCUUGAUUAAAUGGUGACCAACCUUGUUGGUAGGUUGCGUUUUAGUUUUGGACGC